Molecule: messenger RNA, 1038 nt
Organism: Penicillium argentinense
Lineage: Eukaryota; Fungi; Ascomycota; Eurotiomycetes; Eurotiales; Aspergillaceae
Product: tRNA 2'-phosphotransferase
Exons: 2
Coding region: 1-1038 (345 amino acids)
Biological process (GO): tRNA splicing, via endonucleolytic cleavage and ligation
Molecular function (GO): tRNA 2'-phosphotransferase activity
Source: RefSeq, a predicted model, not a curated record
AUGGCCGAUCAGCCGAAAGACAAGGACCGGCGGGGCCGCGGUCACCCUCCCUCUCGGGAGGUGCAGAUCUCCAAGGCAAUGAGCUUGCUGCUGCGACAUGCCGCCGAAAAGGAGGGCCUUAAGAUGAACGCUCAGGGGUAUGCGAAUGUGGCAGACGUGCUAGCAUGGAGGAAACUCAAGUCCCUCAAAGUCACAUUCGACGAAGUGCGUCACGCCGUGGCAUCCUCCGACAAGAAGCGCUUUGCUCUCCUCCACAUUCCUUCCGCCCAACCGACCGAGUCUACAACAAAAGCGACAACCACACCUGCCACGGCACCGGGGUCGGGCCACGGGGACGCAGAACUGGCAGCAAACGAUGGCCAACCUCCGGCGUCGGCCCUAGACGCGCCCGAGUCGAGCGAAGAUCAACAGAAUGCGACAGAGCAGGCCUUGUCUGUCACCGACAUCAACCCGUUCAAUUUCCUCAUCCGCGCGACUCAAGGCCACAGUAUUAAAUGCGUUGAAGCGGCAUCCUUCCUCGAACCGCUCUCUCUAGCAGAUGAAUCCAAGCUUCCGGAGACUGUGGUCCACGGUACAUUCCACGGUGCAUGGCCUGCUAUCCUGCAGUCAGGUGGGCUACAGUGCAUGAGGCGUAAUCAUGUCCAUUUCGCCACAGGGCCAUCCCUAGAGUCCGUUCUAGCGGCGCAGCAACACCGGAAUAAAGGCCAAGAAAAAGAUGGAAAGGACCAAAAUCAGGUCAUUUCAGGUAUGCGGCAGGAUGCACAGGUUCUGAUUUAUUUGAAUUUGCGCAAGGCACUCGCAGCUGGAUGUCCAUUUUGGCGCAGUGAGAAUGGUGUUAUCCUGAGUGAAGGCCUGCCUGUUCCUAAGGGCAAGGAAGAUUCCAACGGACAACCAGUGAAGAAUGUCUCUGUUGAUUUCUUCGAUGUGGUGGUUGAGCGCAAGGCUGGCUUGGGGAAGAUCUGGGAACGUGGGGAGGAACUACAGGAACUACCAGCGCAUCUGGCUCAGAAGGGAAAUUCCAAGGGUACUAGACGAUGA